This is a messenger RNA of Lodderomyces margitis, 2166 nucleotides long. It is a transcript of the gene AGC1, whose product is annotated as amino acid transporter. Lineage: Eukaryota; Fungi; Ascomycota; Pichiomycetes; Serinales; Debaryomycetaceae. The transcript has a single exon. Gene Ontology annotation, biological process: malate-aspartate shuttle; aspartate transmembrane transport; L-glutamate transmembrane transport. The record is from RefSeq and is a predicted model, not a curated record. Gene Ontology annotation, molecular function: L-glutamate transmembrane transporter activity; L-aspartate transmembrane transporter activity. Bases 1 to 2166 code for a protein of 721 amino acids.
AUGUCUACUGAAUUGAAAGCUAAGGAGAUCUUUAACGAUUUCGCUACUACUGGUAAGGACCAAGAAAAAGUGUUGACUUUACCUGAUUUCAUCAAUGUUUUAUCACCAUUCCAAACUGAUAUCCCCAAGUCAGCGUUUUCUCUUUUGUAUUUGGUUGCUGAUACUGAGAAGAAGGGGUUCGUCACCGAAGCUAAUUGGUUACAUUUUAUCAAGACUUUGACUUCAACUGACGGCGAGUACAAAUUGUUGUACGAAUUUUUGUCUCUGAGUGAUAAUGUUAAUUCAAAAAUCACCUACCAUCAAUGUGUUGACAUUUUAAACAAGAUUAAUUCAUCUAUUGACCCUAGUUAUCAACAGAAGUUGAUCAAGUUGAACUGGAUUUAUUUCCCCAAGUUUUUUGAACCCAAGGGAGAAAUUGGAUUCAAUGAUUUUAUCACCUUGAUUAGUUUUUUACCUGUUACUAAAUUAAUUGGUAAUUUUGAAGUGGCAGCUGGCAAGACCAAAACAAUUUCAGGUGAUGAUUUAGUGAGAAUCUUGACCAACACGUUUAGUCAUAAGUUAUCAAACAAGUUGAAGAAAAAUUUACCAAAUGUCACUGGAUUCUUUGAUAAUCAAAAGGAAUAUACUCUUUCCGACGUUUUAUUCAUUUAUGACACAUUGAGCAAGGUUGACUUGGUUAAUGAAGUUAUUGUAAAUACUCCACCAACAACUAAGGACAAGACGGAUAUCACCAUCAACAAAAAGGACUUGUACAACCAUUUGAACGAUCCAUUGUUGAAAUCGGCCAACUUUAGACAAAUUUCAAGCUUGUCCUUGGAUUUGAUUUUUUACUUGAUUAACCAAGAGAGCGGAGAUAGCAUUCCUCGUAAACAAAUGAUCUCGUUCUUGAAUCCUAAUGUUAGUAAUAAUGUCAAUUCAUUAGCCCCAAUAUUCGAACACCCUCAAAGUCGCCAUUCGACUCAUGAGCCAAGUGACAAUUUUUCAUUGUGGCCAAUUUACGACUCAUUAUACUCAUUUUUCCUUGGUUCAAUUGCCGGAUGUAUUGGUGCCACAGCUGUUUAUCCAAUCGAUUUGGUCAAAACUAGAAUGCAAGCCCAAAAACACAAGGCCUUGUACGAUAACUCAUUGGAUUGUUUUAAAAAGAUUUUGAGAAACGAAGGAUUUAAAGGAUUAUAUUCCGGUUUGGCUGCACAGUUGGUGGGUGUUGCUCCAGAAAAGGCCAUCAAGUUGACUGUUAAUGAUUUGGUGCGUAAAAUUGGAACUGCAGAAGAUGGAUCCAUUACUAUGAAUUGGGAGAUUUUGGCAGGUAUGUCUGCUGGUGCAUGUCAAGUUAUCUUUACCAAUCCUUUGGAAAUCGUCAAGAUCAGAUUGCAAAUGCAAGGUAAUACCAAGAAUUUGACCAAGCCAGGCGAAAUUCCAAUCAAACAUUUGAAUGCUAGUCAAAUUAUUAGACAAUUAGGACUCAGAGGAUUGUACAAGGGUGCAUCCGCAUGUCUUUUAAGAGACGUGCCAUUUUCAGCAAUCUAUUUCCCUACAUAUGCCAACUUGAAGAAAUACAUGUUUGGUUUUGAUCCAAAUGAUGCCACCAAGAAGCAAAAAUUAUCUACUUGGCAAUUAUUGGUUUCUGGUGCUUUGGCUGGUGCUCCAGCAGCUUUUUUCACCACUCCUGCCGAUGUGAUAAAGACUAGAUUGCAAGUUGCUGGUAAAAAGAAUGACAUCAAGUAUAAGGGUAUCGUUGAUUGCGGUGCUUCAAUUCUUAAACAAGAAGGAUUUUCAGCAUUCUUUAAAGGUUCAUUGGCCAGAGUGUUUAGAUCGUCACCACAAUUCGGCUUCACUUUAGCUUCUUAUGAAUUAUUGCAAAGCUUGUUCCCAUUAACUCCACCAAUCACAAGAGAAUCGAAUUUCAAAGCAAUCAGUGGCUACCCUGGAGUUUACAAUUUAACCAACGAUCAAGUUUACAACUCGCAAGAGAAAGGCGAUAGAUUGAUUUAUGUCAACAAGUCAGCUAUUGACCCAUCUGUUAGUAAGGAACAAGAUGCAUUGAUUAAGUUGCCUGCUGAUUAUACCUACAAAUCAUACGAUGCUAUGACUUUGUUUAUGGAUAUUGAUUACAAAUUUGGAAAAUUCGAUUACAGUUCAUACUUGAACUAUAUCCAGAAAAAGUAA